Messenger RNA from Anisakis simplex (herring worm), 1272 nucleotides. The record is from the annotation of a GenBank genome assembly. NCBI's taxonomy places the organism in Eukaryota, Metazoa, Nematoda, Chromadorea, Rhabditida, Anisakidae.
AUGCUCAUUUCGGCUAACGGCACUAAUUAUAGAUUGGAUGCCAUCGAUGAAACGAGCGAACAUCGACCACCCAUGGCGACAACCGCACGAAAUUCCGACGAAAAUUCCUCCUCAUCCUCAAAGAUUGAAAGCGGAAAAGGUGAAACAUUAUUCACGGAAGAUUCGGACGAUGUGAUUGCUCCGUUAGCGGUAACCGAAUACGAGAAUGCCCAACACGAUUACAUACCGGCACCAACUGAAGCAGCUCCAACACCAAUCAUUUUCGCAUUAUCUGAUGAGGACAGCGAGCCCCAAAAUAAUCUCAAUAAUGCUCAACCAGAAAUUCAUUACCAACAAAAUAAGACUGAAAGCUUAAAAGAUGAAUUAAUGAUGCCGGAUGCUAAUGAUUGUUUGAAUACAACGAGAGAGAAUUUCGAAGAAAUGCUAAAUAGCAAAAAAACAAAAACAGCGGAUGGUAUUGAUGAAGAAGCGAACCACCAUAUCGAGAGUGAUUACGAAACGAACGACAGCGAAGCAAAUCCGAUAAAGAAUAAUGAAAAAGAUGAUGAACAAAUCAUCGAUGUGUUACCUGUACCUGAAAUUCAACCCCCACCUGUACCUGAAAUUCAACCCCCACCUGUACCUAAAAUUCAACCCCCAGCUAAGUAUGCUGAUGUAGAGGAACAACAUGCAGAUACUGAAAUAGGCCAACAACAGAUAACAUCCUUGAACUUGGAUGAAGAUGAUAACAAUAUCGAUGAGUUGAUUGCCAAUAGCAAUCGCAGACAAAAUCCAACCAAUAACAGUCAUCAGAGCAAUAUAUCGCUGUCGCCUCAAACAGAUAUUCCGCAUCAAACAAAUGGACAGAAGUUGGUCAUUCCCAUUGAGCCUACUCCACUACAAGCUUCCAGCAUACGUAAUCGGCGAAGUUUUGCACUAAACGAACGCAACGGGUCACCAACACUCUCUACAAUAUCCAAGGUUUCGAGACACUUUCCGAAACGAUCACGCACCAUUUCACCAAGUACUGGUGACAGCGCAGUUUCGUCCAGACAAGAAACGCGCGGAUCAUUAAUUCCAUCGGUGUCGCGUUCAUCUGGAUCACGGCUCACCAAUCGAUCGUUCGCGAAAAGUCGGAAAGUUGCAGCAGCAAAUCCAUUUUUACGCCGAUCACGAGGCGCACAAGGAGGGGUGGUGAGUCGAAACAGUGCGGUUAGUCCAGUUGCUUGGAAGCCGUGGGCGAAGUCAUCAAAACCUUUUUCGGACAAUCCUGGUUUUCUGGAUAAUGAUUAA